Molecule: messenger RNA, 866 nt
Organism: Lactuca sativa (garden lettuce)
Lineage: Eukaryota; Viridiplantae; Streptophyta; Magnoliopsida; Asterales; Asteraceae
Source: RefSeq, a predicted model, not a curated record
AUGGAGAUGGUUAAUAUUCAUAUUGGGCAAUUGCUUGGCAAUCUUACUGGAGAUAUGAGUCAUAUGAUGACAACAAUAAUACCAAAAGACACUCUUAAAUGGAGGAUAAAGCUACUUGAAUCAGCUGCUGCCUAUGCUAAUUCCCUUGCAUUUAGUGGCAAGGAUAAGCUCUUACCCAGUAAAAACGAGGCUCAUAGGCUUUCAGGAUUACUGAAGCGCUGCAACAUACGUGUGUUUGAGGAAAAUGGGCAUGCAAUCUUAUUGGAGAGUGGUGUUAACGUGUUAUCCACUAUUAAAGCUUCUCAGAUGUAUCGACAUUCUUCAAAGUUUGAUAUUUUUAGAGACUUUUUGCCUCCAAGUAUGACAGAGUUCAAAACCUUACCAAUGGAGGCUUGGUGGUUUCGGGUUUCCAUGGGUGCAGCAAUGUUGUCAACAAUGGAGGAUGGAAAGAUAGUGAGAGGUCUUGCAGGGAUUCCAGAUGAAGGGCCUGUAUUAAUAGUUGGUAAUCACAUGCUUUGGGGAUUUGAUUAUUUUGUACUUGUCUCAGAGUUCAUAAGAGAAAAGAAAUCAGUGCUUCAUGGUUUAGCCCAUCCGGAGAUUUUCCAAUUAGGUGUUGAAUAUGAACAUAUUCUGAUGCCAUGUGUUGAUAUAAUGAAGUUGUUUGGUGGAAUUCCAGUUUCUGGAAGAAAUUUGUUCAAAUUGUUAGAAAGAAAGUCGUACACGUUACUUUAUCCUGGUGGUGCAAGGGAGGUUUUUCAUCGUAAGGUGUGUUACUUGAGCUCGUAUUAAUUUCAUUUAAAAAAAGCUUCAUCAUUUGUUUUUUUAUUUGUUACAAUGGUUAAAUAUAUAAUUGAACUUCUUUUGCA